GUUUGUUGUUGAGUGUUUGAGAAAACGAAAGCCUUGCCAGAAGAACGAUAAGAUUGUAGAAUUAAGUGUAGUCAUUAUCUAGGGGGGAAAGUAAGAUUAAGCACCCAACGUCUUGGUCUUUUAAACGGACAAGAGUUUAGGAGUACAAUUUGGCAAAGGUACAAAGUGAGAGGCUGUGAAACCCUCUGCGUGUAUUGAUUAGUGGUCUCCUCUGUCGUACAAAUGGACAUCAACUUUCGUGUGUUGAAAGAGCCGUUAGGGUUCAUCCGCACCAUCCAGAUAGUUAUAGCAAUUUUUGCCUUUGCUACGACAUCUGGAUUUGGUUCAAAAUCGUCGUUUCGGGUGAAGUGCAUGACCUCGGAGAAAGAGACCGACAUUAAUUAUGAAUAUGGUUAUCCUUUCCGAUUACGCUACUCCAAUUUCAUUGUGCCGAAAUGUGACGGGACUUAUGACACCACCACAGAGAAAAUUCCCUACGACUUCUCAAGUAGUGCGGAGUUUUUUGUCACCACUGGAGUUCUAACUUUCAUGUACUCGCUUGGAAUCACCUUGUUCUACAUCUUUGCCCAUCAAAAAUACAUUGAUGACCAAGUUGUGCCAAUUACUGAUCUUGGUAUCACCGGAAUACUGACCAUCUUCUGGUUAGCUGGGUCGAGUGCUUGGGCUCAGGGAGUAAGUGACAUGAAGUAUUACACCAGUCCAGUCACUUUGGCUAAGAACUUGGAAGUUUGCAGCACACUCGCGACAUGUGAAACCACGUUUGAAGGAAACUAUGCGACAUUAAACGUGUCCUUGAUCUUCGGUUUUGCAAACUGCCUGUUAUGGGCUUCUAGCUUGUGGUUUGUCUACAAGGAGACGGUUUUUCAUUAUCAGCGACAAGAACUGUUGAAGCAACUUCCACCACAGUACCCCCAAAGCUAUCCUCAAACACAGUCUCCAGGGAUGGACAUGCAAUUCCAAUACUAAAGGUGUUACACCUGUCAGAUUCGUAUUCUCGCGGCUAAGCUUAAGGUGUCGUCAAGAUAAUAAAGCAGCAACCAUGGAGCAUACGUUACCAAGUACCUUUUCCUCUCCUCCUCUCAAUCCCCAGAGGUUCAAGUAUAGAAGAUAAAAGAUGUAGCAUAUAAAACUAGUGAAUAGUGUUUGUUGUUGUAUAAAAACGUAGAUGUGGACACCUGUACCUUAUAGAAAGUACACCCAAGUACUUAAACUAUGCAUGUUCUUCCAUGAUGUUUAGAAUGUUAUUAUAUAUAUUUUAUUCUUUCUAUUUGGGAGCGAGAACAUUAUAACACACAAUCUGACUUACUUUAUUAAGGUUCCAUUCAAUCAAGAGUUAAUAUACGCAGUAGACCCGUGUGAAUAGACGGAGAUUGAACUCUCCAUACGUUACACUAAGCUAUUUAAACUUUAUUUGGCUGUAAUGGCGAAUACACUUUUUGCUUUGCUUUUCUUGUCGAUUCGUGUUCACAAUUUCCAUCAAGUACAACUACACUAACAUGUGCAAUGUUCGAUCAUUAGUGAAGCCCACUAGCACGCUCAACCCUCCGUACGUUCAUGAUGUUAGAAAACACGUCGGUUUGAUAAAAUAAUUCAACGUUUCUAUACGUGAUGUCAUUGUUGCGGGUAUAGUUUCACUGCUGCUUCUGUUGCGAAAAUAGUCCCACUUCUACCACUGUCAAAAAUGUAAUUGUACAAAAAUCUUUUUAAAGUAUACAACACAUUUUACAUUGAUUUUUGAAAUCAUAAGCUCAGUAAGUGCAGCUGUAAUCAAAUGCACUUAAAAACUUAGCACUCAGUAUGUUAUAGUAACCACUGACCUUCGACAUAUUUAUACUGCUUUAGGACAGUUGAUAGAAUAGAAUGGAACUGGACAUAAGAUAUGUGUAAUUUAAUUUUGAAGUUAUAAUUUUUCAAUAGUUUUAAACUAUAGUCUAACUUAACUUCGUAACAUAUGAAGCUUCUAUUAAAUCAUAAAAAGAAUAAAAUAACAUUUAACAAAUUUCUUGUUGUUCUUCAUGUAUGGCCGUAUUCAGCCGUUUGAAUGAACAUAAUCUGAUCAUGUAUUUACAUACACAUAACCCACAUAAAUAUCAUAAUUUAUCGGAUUAAGAACAUUUUGAUUCAUAUAUAUUAUUACGUUUUCUUUUAUAGAUGAUUUGGGCCGAGUAUUCAUGCACAACCCAAGAGAAAACGUCAAAGUAUCUUAGUUAUCUUUGUUUUUUAACAACGUGUUAUUUGCCCAUCAACGAAAUUAUUUUUACAAAAACGUCUUGUUUUUCGACCAAAGUAGAUUUAUCUUACUUACUAGUCAGCUUUCUAACUCAUCAAUCAUUUCACGAUCGAUGUGGCAAAAAGGGUGUGAUAGGAAAACAGUAAUUUAUAUCUAUUUCUGGCCCGAGCGUGUCAGGCUGUGGAUCCAAGAUUUCGCGCCUGUUACCGACAAAACAAAAAUUAUGUUCCGCACUUUCGGUCCGUAGGACCCUAAUAAGAGUUACGGUCAAAUCCCGCUAAUCGAUUACAGUACCCCACGAGUUGGCGGUGGACGGUGUUGACUAGCUGCCUUCCCUCUGAUCUAUUACUUAAAAAUUGUGGACGGCUAGUGCAGAUAGCCCUAGAGUAGCUUUGCACGAAACUCAACAAACAACAACAAUAUAUAGUUCUUUGCUUGUUAAACAAGAGAGCAGUGCUAUCGUCAAGGGUCAGCAGGCCUGUUUUGUGUUUUACUUGAUAACUGUUAAAAUAAGAUACAAGGAUACAGAGUUAAAUUAAUAAAUAUUCACAAACUACAGGGGACCUUAAGUGUCUCUAAAAAAAUCGUCAGCUUUGCUAUCAGUUACUUGGUGCACCUUUUAUUUUCAUUUCAUUCUGAAGCUAAGUUGAAUACACGAGAAUAAAGACACUUAGAUGCCGAAUCAAAGCAGUCUUUUAAUAAAUCUUGAUGUUUGACCAGAACAGUAAGAUCACUAAGGCACAUUUUAUGAAACAGGGUUCUGCAAAGCGCUAUUAAAGGAUUUUUUAGAACUGUAAUUUUCAAAUAUAAUUUGAAAUAUAUAUUGAGCCAGUUGG
Molecule: messenger RNA, 3066 nt
Organism: Limulus polyphemus (Atlantic horseshoe crab)
Lineage: Eukaryota; Metazoa; Arthropoda; Merostomata; Xiphosura; Limulidae
Product: synaptophysin-like
Exons: 6
Coding region: 223-966 (247 amino acids)
Cellular component (GO): synaptic vesicle membrane; synaptic vesicle
Source: RefSeq, a predicted model, not a curated record